Sphaerodactylus townsendi is the source of this 2319-nucleotide messenger RNA. RefSeq names its product tetraspanin 6 (gene TSPAN6). Bases 178 to 933 code for a protein of 251 amino acids. The transcript is spliced from 8 exons. The record is from RefSeq and is a predicted model, not a curated record. NCBI's taxonomy places the organism in Eukaryota, Metazoa, Chordata, Lepidosauria, Squamata, Sphaerodactylidae. Gene Ontology annotation, cellular component: membrane.
CGGAAGGGCUCGGCUUCACUAGGCGUUGAGAGGACGGAGCCCUGUGCCUGGUUCACGUUCGGGACCUUUCGGACAAACUCGGCUUGUUCCGUCUCAGGGUAGACGCUGGCAGGCGGCUGAGGGGCUCGGAGCCCGGCGGUGCGUGGCGUGGCGGGGCGUGCGGUGGUUUGCCCGGGCAUGGCGUCCCCGUCGCGGAGGUUGCAGACCAAGCCGGUCAUCACUUGCCUCAAGAGCGUCCUCAUCAUCUACAGCUUCAUUUUCUGGUUUUCAGGCAUUAUCCUCUUGGCGGUUGGCAUAUGGGGAAAAGUGAGCCUGGAGGUGUAUUUCUCCCUGUUAAAUGAGAAGGCUACCAACGUCCCCUACAUCCUGAUCGGCACAAGUGGCGUCGUCAUCCUCCUGGGCACCUUUGGUUGCUUUGCAACCUGCCGGGGAAGCACAUGGAUGCUAAAAUUGUAUGCCAUGCUCUUAACCCUCAUCUUCCUAGUUGUGCUGGUGUCUGCCAUUGUGGGCUUUGUUUUCAGACAUGAGAUUAAGAGCAGCUUUAGGAGUAACUAUGAAAGUGCUGUGCGCAAUUACAAGCUCGGAGAUGAAAAGAGCCAAGCAGUCGAUACCAUCCAGAAAACAUUACACUGCUGUGGCGUUGCCAACUUCUCAGAUUGGGAGACGACUGAGUACUACAAAGAGAAAGGAAUACCCAUGAGCUGUUGCAAAGUUGGGCAGAACUGUACAGGGGGAGAUAUGAAGGAUCGAGACAAAGCCAGUCAGAAAGUGUACCAUGAAGGUUGCUUCAACAUGGUGACACAGACAAUGGAGUCCAAACUGAGCGUUGUAGCUGGGAUCUCCUUUGGCGUCGCUUGCUUCCAGCUGGUUGGAAUCUUCCUUGCCUGUUGCCUCGCCCGGUCCAUCACAAAUAAUCAAUAUGAGAUGGUAUAACUCACAAGGUUGCAACUCGCUGCAAGAAUUUUGGGACACUUUAGAAACCAAACAAAAAACAACACUUUGGGGAACCACUUCAUUGUUUCCAACCUGCUGACAUCCUGUUUGAUUAGGCCCAUCUCUUCUGAAGCUGUCUGUUCUUCAGGGGACUGAAUUCCACAAUGGACUUAUUCUACUUCGGGGAUGUUGUCAUGGUGGUAUUUUGAAGGAAUGCCGCAUAGGACACUUAGCUUAGAGGAGAUUGUGAUUACGUCUUUCAAGAAGGGACAGUGGUUUACUGCAUGGCUCCAGGCAUACUGUGAACUGAGGAAUGGGUUUUCUGAGGCCAGUCUUUACAACAGAAGAGAUUUCUAUUCAGGCUGUCGAGAAAUGAAAGGAUUUUGUCUUGGUUUUAGUCACUUGAUCGAUUAGCCCUUUAAUCUGGUUUCACGGAAGCCGUACAUUACUAAAAUCUUGCUAUAGGUUGUCAUGUUGUGACAAGGAAGUAGAAGAGCACUUAUAAACACAAGAUGCCACUCCUUGCAGUAAACCAGUAUCCUUGCUGUUUGACAUUUGGAUGCCGUUGUGCAACUACGACCUUUCUGUUCUCAACUAUUUUUCUUCACUAACAGUAAUGAACACUAAAUGUGUGCUAAACCGCUUCUGGCUCUGUUUUUUCCUGAGGCGGGAGCAGUUGAGUACCUUGCUCUUGUUUGCCACCAGGGGCUGAUGGGAGUUGAGUCCUUCUCAGAGCACCUGAAUUAGCCCUUCUUACUGCAGUGAUCCUUAUCAGAGUGCCUGUGCUCUUGUAUGCAUAUGGGUCGCAGCCCAAAUAAGGUCAGUUAGGAUUAAUUUCUUGAGGUCUUCUGUCAGUUGCUUGUUUGGGAAGAAAACGUGCUGGCGUGUUUCGUUCUCCUAGGAGGGUGGCAGUCCUCAUUAAUUUGCUGCUCCCUCCCCUCCUGGAAUGGCAUCAUGCUCCCUUGUCUUCUCAGCAUACAGCUAAAUGUGUUCGUCAGCAGAGCAAACUGACAACGUGAGAAAAAGGGAAUUUUUUCCUUUUUGUGCCUGUUGAAAUGAGCUCCAGGCUUCUCGGCCUUUUGGCUGAACCUUGGCUCUGUUUCUUUCAUUCUUCCCCUGACGGAAGUUUUUAUAUUUCCUUUUUUUAAAGAAACAAACAACCCUUAUUUUGAUAAAGCCUUGAGUGUUUUCUAAUCGAGUUGUAGUGAUCUUUUUGUGUUUACUGUGAGGCUCUGUGGGGAGCUGUUAGCCUUAGCGAUCACUGCCCUGCUGGGUUGGUGUGAUUCUGACCGUCAGUAUUAUGGGAUGCUUUAAGCACAUGGCAGUGUUUUGUAUUAAAUAGAAAUCCUCUUGUCUUGAAAACAGAAUAAACAAUUAUGCGCUUUU